Messenger RNA from Durotheca rogersii, 2220 nucleotides. Its product is annotated as glycoside hydrolase family 13 protein. NCBI's taxonomy places the organism in Eukaryota, Fungi, Ascomycota, Sordariomycetes, Xylariales, Xylariaceae. The record is from RefSeq and is a predicted model, not a curated record. The coding region runs from base 1 to 2220 and encodes 739 amino acids. Gene Ontology annotation, biological process: oligosaccharide catabolic process. The transcript has 3 exons. Gene Ontology annotation, molecular function: alpha-amylase activity.
AUGAACGGCCUAUAUCGUAGAACGGGCUGCCUCGGCAAGGUGCCAUGGUGGAAAGAUGCUACUUUCUACCAGGUUUACCCGGCAAGCUUCAAGGAUUCCAACGCGGAUGGUUGGGGCGAUAUUCCAGGUGUCAUCUCCAAGAUUGACUACCUGCACGAACUCGGCGUUGACGUGAUCUGGCUCUCGCCGGUCUUCGAGAGCCCGCAAGCCGACAUGGGGUACGACGUGUCCGACUACCAAAAGAUCUACGCACCAUACGGCACCGUCAGAGAUGUGGAUGCGCUUAUGGAAGCCUGCCAUGCUCGUGGCAUGAAGCUGAUUCUGGACCUGGUGGUGAAUCAUACCUCCAUCGAGCACGAGUGGUUUAAGGAGUCUCGUUCGUCCAAGGUCAACCUCAAGCGAGACUGGUACAUCUGGAAGCCGGCGCGAUACGAUGCAGCCGGGCAGAGAAUUCCCCCGACAAACUGGCAGGGGUAUUUUGCUGGCCCGACGUGGACGUGGGACGAACAUACACAGGAAUACUACCUGCACCUGUAUGCUCCAGAACAGCCCGACCUCAACUGGGAAUCCGAGGCGUGCCGCGAAGCCAUUUACCGCAACACGAUGCGGUUCUGGCUCGAACGGGGGAUCGACGGUUUCAGGAUCGACACUGUAAACAAAUACAGUAAAAAUACCGCGUACGCGGACGUGCCGAUUACGGUCCCCGGCUCUCCUUACCAGCCGGCUCCGGAGAUGUGGUGUAACGGACCGCGGAUCCACGAAUUUAUUCACGAGAUGCGGUCCAAGGUCCUCGACCCCUACGGCGCCGUGUCGGUUGGCGAGCUAUCGAAUACACCGCAUCCGAGCCAAGUUUUGCCGUACGUAUCAGCGGCAGCAGAGGAGCUCGAUAUGGUGUUUGAAUUCUCCGUGAUUCGUUUAGGUACGGGCGGCCUAUUCGGAUCAAAGUACACGUAUGUGCCUUUCACCUUGCCGGAACUCAAGGCCACCGUGUCGAGAUGGCAGACCUUCAUCGAAGGCACGGACGGCUGGACAACCGUCUUCUGCGAGAAUCACGAUAAUGGGCGAGCAGUGAGCCGGUUUGGAGACUGUUCGACGCCAGAAUUGUGGCAGGCCAGCGCGAAGGCGCUAGCGCUCUGGCAGGCUACGUCGACGGGGACGCUCUUUCUAUAUCAGGGCCAGGAGAUCGGCAUGACGAACAUGCCGGCAACGUGGGGGAUCGACGAGUACAGAGACGUGGAAGGGCUGAAUUACUACGCGGAAGCUCUGGCGUCCGGGGACCGGAAGAGGGAAACAGACACGAUGGAUGGUUUGCGCAUCCUCGCCCGAGACCACUCGCGUACUCCCUUUCAGUGGGAUGAUUCCGCCAAUGCGGGGUUCACAGGCGAAGGCGUAAACCCAUGGAUGCGUGUCCACGACAACCACAAGGCGAUUAACGCCGCAAGGCAGGCGGGGGAUCCGAACUCCAUCCUAAGCUUCUACAAGCGUAUCCUACGGCUGCGAAAGCAAUACAAAGACUUGUUCGUCUUUGGGACGUUUCGACUGCUGGAAGCCGAUGACGAGGCCAUUUUCGCGUACGUGAAAGAAAGCUGCACAGGAAGCGGAGGCGGCCCCAACCAGGUGGAUGGCCGUGACAAUGCCAUAAACGGUAGAGGGUUGAAAAGGGUGGCGGUGGUAGUGAUGAACUUUUCCCAGCAGGACCGGGACUGUCCGGAUAUUAGAAGGUCGCUCGACGGCAGUGCUGAUGGUGUUGCUUCUGCUCCUCGACCGCCCGAACUUGUGCCCUCCGAGCCGGCAAGCACCGGAUCCUUAAUUGACGUCGAUACUCCAUCGGUGCGGACGGUGCCAUCUGACUUCUCAGAGCAAGACAUCCAGACCGAAACCCAAGCCACCCGCCGCGAGCUUGAGGGCGCUGCCGAACGUGCCCGGGCCGAGGCACAUCUGGCUAAAAAGAAGGGCACGGGAAGGGUACGCAGGGCGGACAGCGCCGCCGCAAAGUGGUUUAGUGAACUAGGCAACACCGCUACCACGGCAUUGGUGGUUGCGAACCUAACUGCCGUUGUUGGACUGAGCGGGUACGUAGGCUACAAGGCGUGGGGCCUAUACGAGCGUGGACGCGUGGGCUGGUCCAAUAUAUCUCUACAGGGGAAAGAAAAAGCAGCCGUAGGCAGGGCCGGUGUUGAUAUCACUCUCGAUCCGAUAAAUAGGCCGGACAUGUUCUAA